GCUUCCAAGAGUCGUUUCGUUGUGGGAUCUCAUGUCUGGGUCGAGGACCCAGAUGAGGCUUGGAUGGAUGGCCUGGUAGAGGAGAUCAAUGAAAAUGAUCUCGUAGUAAACUGCACUUCUGGCAAGAAGGUCACCAUUAAUGUGGGAAGUGCCUAUCCUAAGGAUACAGAAUCUCCCCGAGGUGGUGUGGAGGAUAUGACAAGGCUAGCUUAUUUGCAUGAGCCAGGAGUACUCCAAAAUCUAAAGUCCAGAUAUGCACUCAAUGAAAUAUAUACUUAUACUGGGAAUAUUUUAAUAGCUGUCAAUCCAUUUCAAAGGCUUCCUCACCUCUACAACAAUCACAUGAUGGGAAUUUACAAAGGAGCUGAAUUUGGUGAGCUGGGUCCCCAUCCAUUUGCUAUCGCAGAUCGUUCGUAUAGACUUAUGAUCAAUAAUCGUAUCAGCCAAGCAAUUUUAGUAAGUGGAGAGAGUGGAGCUGGCAAGACAGAAAGCACUAAAAUGCUUAUGCAGUAUCUUGCAUUUAUGGGUGGCAAAGCUCAGGCUGAAGGGAGGUCAGUGCAGCAACAAAUUCUGGAGUCCAACCCUGUUCUUGAGGCAUUUGGCAAUGCAAAAACAGUCAGGAACAACAAUUCAAGUCGUUUUGGCAAAUUUGUUGAGAUUCAAUUUGAUGACAAUGGGAAGAUUUCAGGAGCUGCCAUAAGGACUUAUCUUCUAGAAAGGUCACGUGUUUGUCAAAUAUCUGACCCAGAAAGAAACUAUCACUGCUUUUACAUGCUAUGUGCUGCACCUUCAGAGGAUUGCAAGAAAUAUAAAUUGGGAGAAGCCAAAACAUUUCACUAUCUUAAUCAAUCUAAUUGUAUUGAACUUGAUGGGUUGGAUGACUCCAAAGAAUACACGGAUACCAGAAGGGCUAUGAGUAUUGUGGGUAUUAGUUCUGAUGAACAGGAUGCGAUAUUCAGAGUUGUAGCUGCUAUUCUUCAUUUGGGAAAUGUGGAGUUUGCAGAAGGAAGCGAAGCAGAUUCUUCUAUGCCUAAGGAUGAGAAAUCCCAAUUCCAUCUUAGGACAGCAGCUGAACUUUUCAUGUGUGAUGAAAAGGGUCUCGAGGAAUCAUUGUGUAAGCGUGUUAUGGCAACACGUGGGGAGAGUAUCACAAAAAAUUUAGAUCCACGAGCUGCAGCUCUUAGUAGAGAUGCAUUAUCUAGGAUUGUUUAUUCACGUUUGUUUGAUUGGCUUGUAAAUAAAAUCAAUAGUUCAAUUGGUCAAGAUCCCGAUUCAAAGAUUUUGAUUGGUGUACUGGACAUUUAUGGUUUUGAAAGUUUCAAGACAAACAGCUUUGAGCAAUUCUGUAUCAAUCUAACCAAUGAGAAGCUUCAACAACAUUUUAACCAGCAUGUGUUUAAGAUGGAACAAGAAGAAUAUACAAAAGAAGAAAUUGAUUGGAGUUACAUCCAAUUUGUAGAUAACCAAGAAAUUCUUGAUCUCAUUGAGAAGAAACCGGGAGGGAUAAUUGCUCUACUGGAUGAGACAUGCAUGUUGCGGAAUUCGACCCAUGAAACAUUUGCUGAGAAGCUAUAUCAAAAAUUUAAAGACAACCCUCACUUCAGUAAACCAAAAUUUUCACGAUCUGAUUUCACAAUUCAUCAUUAUGCUGGAAAUGUCACUUAUCAAACAGAUCUUUUCCUAGAUAAAAAUAUAGAUUAUGCUGUAAAUGAACACCAAAUCUUGCUAAAUGCUUCAAAAUGUUCUUUUGUUUCAAGUCUUUUUCCACCUUGUGAAGAAUCAACAAAAUCAACUAAAUUUUCUUCAAUAGGAUCAAGUUUCAAGCAACAACUACAAUCUUUGUUGGAAACUCUAAGUGCUAUAGAACCACACUACAUCCGUUGCAUAAAACCCAAUAAUGUUCUCAAGCCAGCAAUAUUUGAGAACAGUAAUGUUCUCCAGCAACUUCGAUGUGGGGGAGUUUUAGAAGCAAUAAGGAUAAGUUGUUUAGGAUACCCUACGAGGCGGACAUUUUUUGAAUUCAUUAAUCGCUUUGGUAUUUUGCAACCCAAAGUUCUAGGUCGAAGUCAUGAUGAAGUAGCUGCUACUAAGAUGCUUCUUGGGAAAGCCAAUCUUACAGGCUAUCAGAUAGGGAAAACAAAAGUGUUCCUCCGUGCAGGUCAAAUGGCUGAAUUAGAUGCUCUCAGAACUGAGAUUUUGGGACUAUCAGCUAAAAAGAUACAAACCAAAGUUCGAUCGCAUGUGGCUCGUAAAAAAUAUGUCAUGUUGCAACAUUUUGCUACACAACUCCAGGCAGUAUGCAGGGGUACAAUCGCAAGAUGGCGGUAUGAAACUAUGCGUAGAGAGGCAGCUUCAUUGAAAAUUCAGACAUGCUACCGUAAACACUGUGCAAGGAAAACAUAUAAAGAGAUUUGUUCCGCGUCAACUACUAUCCAAUCUGGUUUACGUGGUAUGGCUGCUAGACACAAACUCCAUUUCUAUCGGCAAACAAAAGCUGCAGUUAUUAUUCAGAGUCAUUGUCGUUGCUACUUAGUGCUCUCAAAUUACAAAAGGAUGAUGAAAGCCAUAAUAACAACUCAAUGUGCAUGGAGAGGAAGAGUGGCUAGAAGAGAACUUCGAGAAUUGAAAGUGGCUGCAAAGGAAACUGGUGCUCUACAAGCUGCAAAGAGUAAACUAGAGAAGGAAGUUGAGGAGCUCACUUGGCGGCUACAAUUGGAGAAACGCAUCAGAGCGGAUGUAGAAGAAGCCAAGGCACAAGAAAACAAGAAGCUCCAGUUACAAUUGCAGGACUUACAAAUGCAAUUGAAUGAUACAAAAGAAUUAUUAAAAAGGGAAAAGGAAUCUACUAAGGCGGAAAUGGAGAAAACUUUGGUGCCAGAAAUUUGUGUUGAUACAACUCAAGUCAAUGAGCUCACUGCUGAAAAUAAUAGGCUUAAGGCACUAGUGGUCUCUCUUGAAACAAAUAUUGAAGAAAUGAAACAGAAGUUUGGAGAAACAGAUAACGUGAGGGAUGAGUGGUGCAAGAAAGCUACAGAUGCAGAAUCACAAAUUAACGAGUUAAAAAGCAUGAUGCAAAGCCUUCAAGAAAAGCUGAAUAGCACAGAAGCAGAAAACCAUGUUCUCCGGCAGCAGGCCAUGAGAACAAGACCUGAUAAUAUGCCUUUGCUUAACAUGCAUCGAAAAUCUAAUCUGGCUAACGGUAGCCUUCCUGGUGAUGAACAGACACCUCAUGGAACAUCAAUGGAAUAUGGAAGGACAUCCUAUAUUGAAAGGCAACAAGAGAGUGUUGAAGCACUGAUAAAUUGUGUUGUUGAAAAUGUUGGAUUUAGUGAAGGAAAGCCAGUUGCUGCAGUUACUAUAUACAAAUGUCUUCUUCAUUGGAGAACUUUUGAGGCAGAAAAAACAAAUGUUUUUGAUCGCCUUAUUCAGAUUUUUGGUUCUGCAAUGCAGAAACAAGAAAGCAACGCUGAUCUUGCAUACUGGCUAUCAAAUUCAUCAUCUUUGUUGAUAAUACUACAAAAGAGUCUCAAACCUGUUGGCUCAUCAGUAACAACCCCGCUAAAAAGAACACAGACGCAGACGUCAUUUCUUGGUAGAAUGGUAUUUCGUGCUUCAAACAUUACUGUUGACAUGGAUCUUGUGCGCCAAGUUGAGGCCAAGUAUCCUGCAUUUCUUUUUAAGCAACAACUUACAGCUUUUGUGGAAGGCUUAUAUGGAAUGAUCCGUGAUAAUGUGAAGAGAGAUAUAUCUUCAGUACUCACACUUAUUAUUCAGACACCAAGAAGUGCCAAAGCUGGUUUAUUAACAGAUCAAGGUAACAAUUGGCAAGCAAUAGUCAAUCAUUUGAAUGACCUCCUGAAAACCUUACAAGAAAAUUGUGUCCCAUCAAUUUUUGCUCGGAAGAUAUUUACGCAAAUAUUCUCAUUCAUCAACGCUCAACUCUUCAAUAGCCUUCUUGUACGCCGAGAGUGUUGUUCCUUCAGCAAUGGAGAAUAUGUAAAACAAGGGCUGCAAGAACUGGAAGCAUGGUGUACACAAGCCAAGCCAGAGUAUGCAGGAUCUGCGUGGGAUGAACUUAAGCAUAUAAGCCAGGCUGUUGGUUUCUUGGUCAUCUUCAAAAAGUUCAGGAUUUCAUACGACGAAAUAAUCAAUGAUCUGUGCACGGCACUGAGUGUUCAACAACUUUACAAAAUAUGCACGCAGUACUGGGAUGACAAAUAUAAUACUGAAAGUGUAUCGGAAGAGGUCCUAAAUGAGAUGAAAACAUUGAUGAAUGGAAAGGAUGCUUCGGAUGGUACCUUGAAAUCAUUGAUGAAUGAAAAGGAUGCUUCGGAUGGUACCUUUUUAUUAAAUGAGGAGAUAAGCAUGCCGUUAUCAUUGGAGGAGAUAGGCGAUUCAAUGGAUGCCAAGGAAUUUCAGAAUGUGGUUCCACCUCAACAACUCCUUGACAACCCCGCGUUCCAAUUCUUGAAGAGCUGAUAUAUACUAUAUUACGGUCCAGCUAGCAAUCGCUGUAAAUUAGUGUAGGUUUCCAACAUGUUAUUUUUAGUAUAGCGAUCUCUAGGCCGGUUGGGUUGGGUUGGUGGUGUGUAAGGUGCACCCACAUUCUUUAUAGGCAUCAUAUGCAGCUGACAUUGUUUCUUUGUGUAAGUAAGGUAUUUAAUUACUAGGUACUGUACACGUAGGGGGAUCAUAGAAUAGAGAGAGAGAGAGUCAUAUGUACUACUAAAACUAGCUGACGAGUAAUUUGUAGUUUGUACACACAGACAAAUAGUCCCGAUGGAUGAUAUAUGAUGAAUGCAUCAUGUGAAUAUAUAUAUACGUACAUACA
This is a messenger RNA of Oryza sativa Japonica Group (Japanese rice), 4831 nucleotides long. Its product is annotated as myosin-6. Gene Ontology annotation, cellular component: actin cytoskeleton; cytoplasm; myosin complex. Gene Ontology annotation, biological process: vesicle transport along actin filament; actin filament organization. Gene Ontology annotation, molecular function: microfilament motor activity; actin filament binding; ATP binding. NCBI's taxonomy places the organism in Eukaryota, Viridiplantae, Streptophyta, Magnoliopsida, Poales, Poaceae. The record is from RefSeq and is a predicted model, not a curated record.